This is a messenger RNA of Rhizopus microsporus ATCC 52813, 2112 nucleotides long. Its product is annotated as Clavaminate synthase-like protein. Gene Ontology annotation, molecular function: transcription coregulator activity; histone demethylase activity. Gene Ontology annotation, biological process: regulation of transcription by RNA polymerase II; protein demethylation. Bases 199 to 1848 code for a protein of 549 amino acids. The record is from RefSeq and is a predicted model, not a curated record. NCBI's taxonomy places the organism in Eukaryota, Fungi, Mucoromycota, Mucoromycetes, Mucorales, Rhizopodaceae. The transcript is spliced from 4 exons.
UGUCUUCAGAGCCUUGUCCACUUUGUAAAACUGAUUUAACUUCAAGUCAAUCCAAUUUUGAUACGUGGCUUCAGUGUGAUGCGUGUUCUGACUGGUAUCAUGCUCAUUGUCUAAAGAUUGAUAACGUUGAACUAGUAGAAAAAUUUUAUUGUCCACAAUGUCAAGCAAAAUGGGGACCAACAACAUGUGAGUUUAAGGAUGUAUAUAAAUAUAUAUAUAUUGGACAUAUUUUUGAUUGCUGAAAAAACUGCAGAUAAAUCCAUUCGAAAAUCAUCCCGAUCUCAGGCUAGAUUGAACUAUGCAGACCUAAACGAAGGAACAGCUGCAGGAGAUGAACGGAUCUGGCAAAAGCUACUGAGAGCAAAGACAUUUCAAAAGGAUCGAUUUGAAAGGUAUCCAGCUGAUAAAGUCAACUUGGAUUUGUUCAGAAAGACAGGAUUUAGAGAGCCUUUUGUUAUUGAAAAGAAUGAAUCCGCUUUUGGAAUGAAGAUGCCGAGUGACCUGACAGUCCAGAAAGUGGCUGAUUUAGUUGGAAGAGACCGACCAAUUGAAGUGAUUGAUGUCGCGACACAAUCUGAGAUCACAGGCUGGACACUAGGUCGUUGGGCAGAUUACUACACUCAUCCCGAUCGAGACAGGAUUCGUAACGUGAUCAGCUUGGAAAUAAGUGAGACGGCAUUAGCAGAAAAGAUAACAAGGCCUACUGUUGUCAGAGAGAUGGAUUGGGUGGAUCAUAUGUGGCCAAAGAGGAUAAAAGAGCGUCCAAAAGUGCAAUUGUAUUGUUUGAUGGGCACAAGGGACUCUUAUACUGAUUUUCAUAUUGACUUUGGUGGAAGUUCGGUAUUCUAUCACGUUCUCAACGGACUAAAGACGUUUUACUUGGUUGAGCCAACACCCAAAAACUUGAAAAAGUACCAAAAAUGGUCAUCAUCGCCCGAUCAAUCUGUUACUUUCUUUGGAGAUUUAGUAAAAGAGUGUUACUCUAUCGAACUGAAGGCUGGAAACACAAUGUUUAUUCCAACUGGUUGGAUCCAUGCUGUUUAUACACCUGAAGAUGCACUUGUCAUUGGUGGUAACUUUUUACACUCAUUCAAUAUCGCUACCCAGCUACGUGUCUAUCAAAUCGAACAAGCGACGGAUGUGCCCUUGAAGUUUCGGUUCCCUUACUAUAAAAAACUAAAUUGGUACGCUCUCAUCAAGUUUGAUGAAUGGCUAAAGGAGAAGAAGAUAUUUUCUUACUUUGAGCUUGAAAGUAUGGCUGUCUUGGCCCUCUUCUUUGCAAACAGUCUUACAGAAGACAUUGGUCAUGAAAGGAAGGGUACAUUGAGUCAAAGCAUCAGAAAUCGACACGAGAUUCCAGACAUAAUUGAAGAUCCUCUUGAUUUAACCAAACGAGUGCUUGAAAAUUCAAAAUUGGCUUUACUUUCGAUUGAUAUUCCAUUGGCCAAGGCCAGUCCAAAGAAGAAGAAGAAUCCAAAAAAGCCAAAAUUGUCCAAAGAUGAAGUAGCAGUAACUGAUGAUGAUGAAGAUACGGAAGAAACGGGAGCAGUCAAGGAUGAAGAAGAUGACGAUUGGAAUCCCAAUGAGGAUCAUGAUGAUGACUAUGAAGAUGUGAAUAUUGUGAAUAUACCCAUGCAAAUGAACAAUCCAUCUGUGAAGCCUAUAAAAAAGAUCAAUCGAAGGCAAACUUUAGGAAACAGUGAUGAAGAUGACAUGGGAACAUCCUCAGCAAGAAAGCCAACGAAACCAAUUGAAAAGAGAAAGAGGUCUGACUCAUGCAGCUCUUCACAGAAAAGCACAACUGUAAAGCAAAGAUUGCUUGAACGAAUGUUGAAUAAGCGCCGUUAGUUUAUUUUUACAGUAUUUCCAGAAAGUAAUGUUGCAAAAAUUCAAUUUUUACAAUACAAAAUAUACAAGAAUGUGCCAUCUUGGCGCGACAUUAGUUUUUAAAAACUGUACAGCAGACGAUGUUGGUUUUUUUCUUGAACGAAUCAAAAUUAAAAUUUAGACAUCCUGCUUACCUUUUUUGGACAAACAAAAGAGGAAUUUUUGAUAAAAGGUUAUUUAGUUUUUAGAUGAAGAGGGAGAAAAGUCAAAUAUAAUUUACCUGCA